AUGGAGAACUCUCAAAUGUCACAAACAGCCACCUCUUACACGGCGCGUCUGGAUCGGACUUUGAAAACACUACAAGGAAGAGUCAAAGAGCAGGAAGCUGCAUUAGAAAAGCUUCGAAUAUCUACAGCUUCCAUCGAAACUGAACCUUCCUCUGACCCUAAGUCUCAUUUACUCCAGCUACAAGCGCUCGAAGCUGCUUUCAAGACUCUCAUACCUCAAGAGCCAUGGCUUCCGCCUGUAGACUCUCCUUUACCAGCUCUUUUAGCUCUGCGCGCCACGCACCAAUGUGUCAAGGAAAGUCAAGAAUGCACGACUGAAACCGACACCGAGCUCAAGGAGACCCAGAAGCGGCUCGAGAAAGAGCAUGCUGAUCUCAGUGAUGCAAAUCUUAUUGAGGCAGAUCUUACCAGCCGAAUUUCUUCACUUCAAGCAGAGAUAGAUGACCGAACCCAAAAGUCACCUGGUCAGGUCGCAAAAGAGAUGAUACGCGAAUUAAAGAAGAAGAAAACUUAUUAUGAUAGCGAGACUGGGAAACUGGUCAAAGCCUUUAACAGGUUCAUAGACGAGCAUCUUGCCCCAAUGCUUGCCGCUGAAGAGCUCGGGGGACCUAUCGUGGGGGAAUUACUGGACGUUGACGAAGUUAUGCUCGAAGCUGGAUUCAGUACUCAGGGAAAGGCAAAAAAAGCAACGGCCAAUCCAGAUGAUGCUAAACGGCAGCGCCGUAUCGACGAGAUAUGGGGUGCAAGACCAGAAGAAGACAGACGGUCUAAGGAGCCUUGGGAUGAGAAACGAGCGGCUGCGACAGAAAUGCGGGAGCUGACAGAGGAGCUUCUCAACAGCUUAGUCGAAGCAGGUGGGACCGGGCCGGGGGCUUAUGUGGAACUUCGAAGUGAAACUGCAGCAGCAAGAUUCCUAGUGAGGUCAAAGGUUGCUCAAUUUCAUCCUAGGGAUGCUAGGAAGCUUCGCUUGGUAGAUUUUGGGGGCGAUUUCGAUGAUUGA
Messenger RNA from Lachnellula hyalina, 999 nucleotides. RefSeq lists its product as uncharacterized. The transcript has 2 exons. Gene Ontology annotation, biological process: mitotic sister chromatid segregation; kinetochore assembly. The record is from RefSeq and is a predicted model, not a curated record. Gene Ontology annotation, cellular component: nucleus. NCBI's taxonomy places the organism in Eukaryota, Fungi, Ascomycota, Leotiomycetes, Helotiales, Lachnaceae. The coding region runs from base 1 to 999 and encodes 332 amino acids.